Fomitiporia mediterranea MF3/22 is the source of this 658-nucleotide messenger RNA. RefSeq lists its product as uncharacterized. The transcript has 6 exons. Gene Ontology annotation, cellular component: RNA polymerase II, core complex; P-body. Gene Ontology annotation, biological process: positive regulation of nuclear-transcribed mRNA poly(A) tail shortening; positive regulation of translational initiation; transcription initiation at RNA polymerase II promoter. The record is from RefSeq and is a predicted model, not a curated record. NCBI's taxonomy places the organism in Eukaryota, Fungi, Basidiomycota, Agaricomycetes, Hymenochaetales, Hymenochaetaceae. Gene Ontology annotation, molecular function: single-stranded RNA binding; single-stranded DNA binding; translation initiation factor binding. Bases 42 to 554 code for a protein of 170 amino acids.
CCUGGACCAAAUGCUUGGAAUAUCCAGGUAGCAGCAUCAUCAUGUUUUUCAUUAAAGAGCUAACACACACAAUCCUGUUACAUCCGUCUUACUUCGGGCCUCGCAUGCUACAGUUCCUUGAGACGAAACUAUACGCAGACGUUGAAGGAACAUGUUCGGGCCAAUUUGGGUAUAUUAUCGCUGUCGUCAGUGUAUUAGACAUUGGGAAGGGUAUGGUGCUUCCUGGUAGUGGGCAAGCCGAAUUUGUGACGCGCUACCGUGCAAUUGUGUUCAAGCCGUUUAAAGGAGAGGUUGUGGAUGGCGUAGUAAAUAACGUUAACAAGAUGGGGUUCUUCGCAGAAGUUGGACCAUUGACGGUUUUCGUCUCGCAUCAACUAAUACACCCUGACAUGAAAUUUGAUCCCAACUCAAAUCCGCCAUCCUUUGCAUCAGACGAACAGAUCAUCGAGAAAAAUACGAAGGUGCGAUUAAAGAUCGUUGGUACGCGAGUUGACGCGACAGAAAUUUUUGCUAUUGGUACCAUCAAGGAAGACCACUUGGGAGUUAUAGAAUAGCGCUUUCUUAUAUACAUGUACUCUACUUGAUGUGAGACCUCUCAUUUGUUCCGCUUCUGAUCUCUGCCCUGUACUCAAUAGACAAUUAUUACUUCCCGUAUAUC